This is a messenger RNA of Panicum virgatum (switchgrass), 609 nucleotides long. RefSeq names its product KDEL-tailed cysteine endopeptidase CEP1-like. The record is from RefSeq and is a predicted model, not a curated record. NCBI's taxonomy places the organism in Eukaryota, Viridiplantae, Streptophyta, Magnoliopsida, Poales, Poaceae. The transcript has a single exon. Bases 1 to 609 code for a protein of 202 amino acids. Gene Ontology annotation, molecular function: cysteine-type endopeptidase activity. Gene Ontology annotation, cellular component: lysosome.
AUGGGGCUUGAUGCGCUGGCCGUGGCGCCAGCAGCGGCCACGAGUGUCUCCAUGUGGGCAUUGUACGAGCACUGGGCCGCGCGCUACGAGGUGGCUCGCGAUGCCGGCGAAAAGCUCUGCCGCUUCGCCAUCUUCAAGGACACGGUGCGCUGCAUCUACGCCGGCCACCCGGGGCAUAGACACUAUGUGCUUGGCCUCAACGGCUUCGCAGACAUGACGCCCGAGGAGCUCCGGGCCGGCUUCUCCCGCGAGAGGCCCGCCGAUGGCGGAGAGCGCCACGUUGACGCCGGCGGGAACACUUCAACAUCACGCCGCAAGCCGAGGGCGAUGAACCACCAGACGUCGUCGACUGGCGCACGAAGGACUGCCUCGGCCAAGAGGCUAGGCAAUUGUGGUUCAUGCUGGGCUUUCACAGCUGUAGCAGCAGUGGAAAACUUGAACGCCAUCAACGACGUGUACUUCUGGAUACUGAAGAACUCUCACAGAGAGAAAUGGGGACAGAACAGCUACAUGAGGCCGCUCCUUGACUUCGACAACACCGAUCUGGGUACGGGUACGUGCGGCAUCCUAUUGGAUGUUUCUUACCCAAUGUUUAAAAUAGUGGACUAA